Messenger RNA from Melitaea cinxia (Glanville fritillary), 1899 nucleotides. RefSeq lists its product as uncharacterized. Gene Ontology annotation, molecular function: peptidase inhibitor activity. The record is from RefSeq and is a predicted model, not a curated record. The coding region runs from base 1 to 1899 and encodes 632 amino acids. The transcript has 3 exons. NCBI's taxonomy places the organism in Eukaryota, Metazoa, Arthropoda, Insecta, Lepidoptera, Nymphalidae.
AUGAAUGAAUUAAAGUUCGGAAGAAAUGCUUUAAGGCAAGAAAGUAGGGAAAAUAAAAAAGAAAAUAGGGAAGAGAUUGUUGAAACUUCAAGUAAUGAAUCCUAUGUUAACACAUUAGAGAUUGACAAAGAAACUACUGUGAAAUAUAAUAGACCAAAAGUGAACGGACAUAAUACUACUAAUAAUAAACUGAAAUAUGAAGAUAGUAAAACGUCAAAAUCUGCAAACAGAAUAAAAAAUAAAUCAAAAUUGCAUAAAGGUAGCAAAGAAAAUACUUGGAGAGACUUUUCAGAUAAGGAAAAAUUAUCGAAAAUGGACGCAUCGAAUAUUCUGGACAAUAUACUAAACCUAGUUUUAAGAAAAUCAUUAGUAUCACUAGGUUCCGGAAAUGAGUGCAAACCAGGAAGCACGACGCGAGUUGGAUGCAAUAAUUGUUUUUGUUUAACAAAUGCACUUAAAGAAAAAUUGUAUAGCGAGAGAUGUAAGAAGAAUUCAGUAGUUUUAAAUGAUUGUAAUUGGUGUUGGUGUGACCAAAAUCAGCGGUAUCAGUGUAAAGCACGCGUUUGUGAAGAAGUUGAUAUGUUUGGGCACUUUAAAGAUGCCAUUCAAGAGAUAAACGUUGGAAUGGAGGGGCAUGGUUCGUGGCGGUCUAGACCAACAUCUUGCUCACCAGGAGUGCACUAUCGACGAGGAGGUGUGCUGUGUGUCUGCGACGAAGACGGUAACUGGCCCAAUCCAGUCUGUAGAGACCUUUUCAGGGUGCUUCAUUCAGUUGAACUUACAGAAAUAACAAAAAUAUCUCACAACGAUACAUGUGCUCCGAAUAAACUGCAUCUUGUUGGUUGCAACGUAUGCUUUUGUCCAUCUACUGGUAUUUUAGAUCCAAACUUGUGUACUAAGAGAGAUUGUGAUGAUGGCGAUCCUGUUUUGGAAGCGAUAGAUGACAAUAAGCAAGUAACAGAUGCCUCAAAGUUGAAGGACUUAGAAAUAUAUGUAACGUGUAAUCCGCAGUCUAAAUAUAAAAUCGGAUGCAUGAAUUGCAUUUGUAUUGGUAAUAACAGACUGCUUUGCGAUAAUAGUACGUCUAAAAGCAAGCUAUCUUCUAACGUUUUGAAGAAAGGUAAUUCUAAAAGUUAUUGCAGAGGAAAAAAACCACAUAAAAUAUUUAAAAUCGGUUGUAAUUCGUGUCAUUGUGAUGAAGAUUCAUCCUUACUGUGUACAGCAAGGAAAUGCCUUACGCCACAAAGUAAUGUUAACUUUCUAUCUGGGCACAGUUUAAAAUUUAAUGGAAAACUUAAAAAAGUCAAAGCACCACCCGACGACCAAAGCUGCAUAUCUGGUACUAGAUACCAAAAAGGUUGUAACACUUGUGUCUGUGUUAAACUCAAAAAUAAUAUAAAAGUUGUUGACUGUACUCUCAACAAAUGCAAGAAAACCCAAAGAAAUCCAAUUGAUGAUCAAAAAGAAGAUUGUCUUGAAAAAUCGUACUACGAGUUAGAUUGUAAGCUUUGCUAUUGUUACAAAAAAAAUGGUGUAAAGCACCAGGCAUGUCAGAUACAACAAGGCUGUUUUAGAAACCCUGUGGACAGCGAAAAGACGUUAAAGGAAACCCGAUUACAAUCUGUCGACGAACUACAUGGUUACUGCGAGCCUUUACAUAGGUACAAGAAUAAUUGUAACAUAUGUCGUUGCUUAUCCGAUGGUAAAACACUCAUGUGUGGAUCAAGAGUUUGUAUAAAAAGAUCGUCAGAAAAUCUGAUGGUAGAUAUAGUACCAGUGAUUAUGAAAAAUAACGAAAUUUGUCCAAAAGGACAUUCUUACAAAUUGGAUUGUAAUUUAUGCUUUUGUUUGUCAAAUGGUAAUGCUAUUUGUACAACUAAUGAUUGUUCUGAACUAUAA